AUGGACGGCAAUGACCGUCGACGUACGCAGUAUGGACAACCAUACCAAACACCAACGCAGCCACGGCCAUUGCCAGGCCAGCCUAUGGGUCCUCCGUCUAGUGAUCGGUAUGGGCAAGCAACCGGCCCUGCGAGGAGUGACGCGGGCUCGUCUGCAAUAACUCCCCGACCGUAUGUCCCAAGCUAUCCGGGAUACGCAUUCCACGAGCAACAGUAUGGGACUUCUCAAAUGCAGGGCAGCAGCCCGAUGCAAGGGGUACAAAUGCAGUACUCACCCGCAUACAUUCAAGAGGCAUCCAGGCAAGGGUCGAUCACUCCUUCGCCUUCGCAACAACAACAACAGCAGCAGCAACAGCACCAAUACGGGCAGUAUGGACAGGGCACCAUGCUCCCACCGGUCGGUGGGCAAUCCAUGUAUGACAACAUCUCAUACCAGCAACGACAGGCGCUUGAGGUUAUGGCAAGUCAAUUUGCGGUACCGCAAUAUAUGCCUCCAAGCGAUCAGGCGGCACUGGCAGGAGUUGGGCCUAGUCCGUCGCAGUAUCUGACAACGCAGGCGGAACAAAGCGUCUACGGCAAUGUGCCAGUAACGCGUGCGCCAGUUCUCCCAACAUACCCAAGCCGUCAGAUGGACUUUCCUGAAGCCACGCAGCACCAGCAACAACCAUCCGAAAGUGGGGCGGCUCGGGAUAGUAAGCAAGAGGCGCUGCAAGAAGGUCUGAGGGAUUACAGACAGCAGAUCAGAAGCGUAUUCGAUAGUAUUAUUUCCGGUAGAGUGAACGAAGCGAGUGAGAAGGUCCUCGCGGCCACGCGCUGGUUGGCGAGCUCUGUUGACGCCCUGGGACUGCAUCAUGACGACGAAAGCAACCACCUUGAACGAAUCCAACUCUGGACUGAGCUGAAUCUCUGCUGGGAAGCGCUUGGUCAAAAGCAGAAAGAAGUCACAGAAGAGGCAUUGCGAACAACGAGGCUCUCAGGGGACAUGCUUUCAAGCGAGAAGAUUACCAGUCUGAUCGACGAGCUCAUCAGUAUGUGCGAUCAACUUGAACAAUAUGGACUGGUCGACUUUGAGAUGGGGAUAUGGGAAGAACAAAUCAUCCACAUCUUCACUGUCUGCUUGGACCUUCUUCCUGGUGGUGGCACCGGAAGUGGAGGUGAUCGACAACAAGCUGGGUCGAGUUCAUGA
Molecule: messenger RNA, 1185 nt
Organism: Exophiala spinifera
Lineage: Eukaryota; Fungi; Ascomycota; Eurotiomycetes; Chaetothyriales; Herpotrichiellaceae
Exons: 2
Coding region: 1-1185 (394 amino acids)
Source: RefSeq, a predicted model, not a curated record